AUGUCACCUGCACAUCGCAAGUCCUGCGACCGCUGUCGUCAGCAGAAACAAGCUGACCAAUCUUUCACAGAGAAACAACGAGGCCAUCGCCGUCGCUCUUCUGGUCGCUCGCCUAGCGAAAUUAAAGACGCAGAUCUCUUCGACCUCGUGCCGGCCUUUGGUAAUGUUGGUGGGACGCCCAGGUCAUCGACUGGUCCCCCCCACGUCAUUACCGCCUUGAUGGGCCACCCUUCUUCCGACCUGUAUGUUGACGAAAGCGAGACGGCUGCCGGCGGCUUCGGUGCACCAGACGCAGAGCACCACCUGCUGCCACUUCAAAUCCCCCCAACUUCGCUCGAGUCACUCGCCACCUUGCUAGCAGAGGCUGUAUCUGCUUCAUCCAUGCCGGCGGUGCCCUUUUACGACGCCACCGCCCCGGCUCCAUUGAUGGAGAUCGACGCCGACCACGAAGACACGACGAGCUUCUUGUUCUCACGGCUGACGGCCGUGAGCCAAAGGGCCAUGCGGACAGCCCGCCGUCUCGCCCGCUCCGGCCCAGGCGCAGGUGCAACCCCCCUGAUGGUGUCGUCGCCCGAGGUGAACGAGGCUUUGGAGGGCACGAAUACGCUGAUAAGCACCGUCAACGACAUCAUGGCAGCGGCACCGACAGCAGGACGCGACGACUCGAUGACCACGACCGAUUACGCCGGACUGGCCUUCUCGGCUCUCGCUUGUCACCAAAACCUCAUGACGCUCUUCCGAGCCAUUUGCGAUGCCAUACAGGGUAGACUGCAGGCCAAGAAAGAAGAGCCGGAACAACAACAACAACAACAAGACGCCGCCCAUGUCGCCCAGUUCGUCAUGGUGCUGCAAUUGCUGAUGCAUCUCAUCAGCCGCAUGGGCCGCUUCUUGGUGAUAUCGCACACGACGGCUGAGCAGGAGAGCCAAUUUAUCGCACCCGCGGCCAUGCUCGACUGCAGUACUUUGGCCCCCGACGACUAUGCCAUUGACAUCGUCCCCGGUCAGUCUACUGCGUCGUCAGCCACACCAGCCCACCACUUGACGCGCCGCAGCGGUCUGCUUGAGCAUGUGCAAGAGAUUGUCGGAAACAUAGCCAGUGAGCGUGAGAGACUGAGGCUUAUCAUUCAGGAACUGCAGGCGGAAAUGGACCAUGCGGAAAUAUACUAAAGGCAGCGAGACUUCUACGUUAUGCACCCCUGUUCUAGACCUGUGGCUAUAGAGAUUCAACAUAAGGUUUAAGAACCGAACAGACGGCCCCCCCUAUUCUAUACUCGGAACAAGAGCGUGUUGG
Messenger RNA from Lasiosphaeria miniovina, 1291 nucleotides. RefSeq lists its product as uncharacterized. NCBI's taxonomy places the organism in Eukaryota, Fungi, Ascomycota, Sordariomycetes, Sordariales, Lasiosphaeriaceae. Bases 1 to 1167 code for a protein of 388 amino acids. The transcript has 2 exons. The record is from RefSeq and is a predicted model, not a curated record.